AUGUCUGCUGCAUCGAACCCGAACCCAAUGAACUGCUACGAAAUCCUACGCAUCCCCCCCAACGCAACUCUCAAAGACAUCAACAGUGCCUACAAAAGACUCGCGUUAAAGCACCACCCAGACAAAACAGGUGGAGAUGACACGAUAACCGAGUUCCAGAAGAUCCAACAAGCCGUGGAAAUCCUCCGUGACCAUUCUCGCCGCCAAAAGCACGAUGAGGAGCUCGCUCGACACGGCGGUAGACUCUACACGGGAUCAUCUGCUGCUGCAGGAGAAAGACAGUCGCAAUCUAGACCUAUGUUUUCCUCAGGCUACGCUGGAUGGAGGCCACAAGGUACGUGGCGAAGCCGCUUUCACUCCGCGUACUCGGAGAAAUAUAUGUACAGCUAUCGGCAUAGUGUGCAUAUGGAUCCGUACUCGAAGGAGUCGCAGGAAGAAAUGGCACGCUGUGCGAAGGAGAGGGAGAUGGAUGAGCGGAUUCGGAGGAAUAUGGAGGCGUUUGCGGAGGAUUUGGUGAAGGAGACGGAAAGAGAAUGGGGGAGGGAGGAAAAGAUGAAUAUGGGCGGGGGCUCGGAAGGGUUUGAAGAGGUUGACGAGGUGUGCGAUUUGUUUGAGAAGAAUGUGCAAGAAGAAGAAGAAGAGGAGGAGGAGGAGGAUCCUUUCGAUGAUCAUUGGUUUGUUACUGAGGAGAAUGCGGGUGAAGAGGUUGCAGAGGAGAAUACUGAGAUCGACAUCGAGGAUGAAGCAGAGGUUGAUAUCGACAUUGACGGUAAAGUUCCUGACGCCUACACCGACUCCAAACAUGACCCAGACAUUUGGGCUGGUCCAGGAGCUGAAGCUGACGCUGACGCUCAAGCCGGAGUCAAUGCCAAUGUUGAUGACUACCCUGGCAAUCUGAACGAAACAGAAGAGCAGAGCAAUACCGAGUACAUGACUGCCUCCCCGGGCAUAUUAUCCGACUCGCACUGGGACGACGACGACAUUGCGAGCGAUAGUUUCUCGGAAGCAAACCAAGCUCCAGGCAAAGCAGAAGCGUACUUUACCAACGAACCUGGGAGCGAAAAUGAUCUCGAACUCACAAAUCGUGACGAAGCCGAUAUAUUCUCCAGCGAGGAGAUAUCUGCGUCUGAAGAACCGACCAGCCAAACCGUUCCGGACACUCGAAACCGCUCCGAAACACAUGUCUCUUCCCACCUAGCUCCUUUCAUUCCAUUUUUUACCACGAAACUUGCCCACGCAAGCGGCAGAUACACACAGGAAGAUCUCCACACCGAGCUAAAGGGGAUGGUACUGGAGACCUUUUGCGGUUGGCUCGAGAGUCUCCGUAUUACAAUCCCAGGCGCGAGUCCCAGAGAAACAAACCAAAGUCCGCAUGAGUGCCUGCAUCGUGGAUUCUGGAUCAAGGAACUCGAUUGCGACGAGUGCGAGGCUUGUCAUAUGUGGAUGCCCCUGUAUACGCUUGUGUGCCCGGGCUGUGGAAUCAAGAAAUGUGUGGGAUGUAAAUUCAGUGGCGAGGAGUGA
This is a messenger RNA of Aspergillus ochraceoroseus IBT 24754, 1521 nucleotides long. Its product is annotated as DnaJ domain protein. The coding region runs from base 1 to 1521 and encodes 506 amino acids. The transcript has 2 exons. Lineage: Eukaryota; Fungi; Ascomycota; Eurotiomycetes; Eurotiales; Aspergillaceae. The record is from RefSeq and is a predicted model, not a curated record.